Molecule: messenger RNA, 1413 nt
Organism: Schistocerca serialis cubense
Lineage: Eukaryota; Metazoa; Arthropoda; Insecta; Orthoptera; Acrididae
Product: outer dynein arm-docking complex subunit 1-like
Exons: 7
Coding region: 1-1413 (470 amino acids)
Source: RefSeq, a predicted model, not a curated record
AUGGAUGACCACAGGAGCAAGAAGCUGGCGUCGAUCUCCGAGAAGAAACUCGUGAGGCUCGAGAAUAAGCUGCACGUCGAGACAGUGAAAUAUAACAAUAUUGCUACAGAAAAGGAUCGGCUGAGGGAAGACAUCGAUACAAUGCUUAUUGAACAUGAGCUCUUUGAAACCGCCUACCAACAAUUACUUAAGAAGCUUGUUACUGGCAAAAAAGUCAUGUCAGACCUUAUGAAGCUUGCGACCUCCAACUUCGACCAGAGGGACGAUGCGACGAAGCAUCUGCAGGCGCUGAAGGACCGCGCAAACCAGGACCAGAUGGCACAGACCAAGGAGAUCAACAAGCUGCAGCGCUACUGCGGCCGGCAGACCAUCAUCCGCGACUUCAUGGCCACCAAGGGACACCAGAGGAUCACCGCGGACGUCGUAGCCCAGAGGAUACAGAAGAAAGAACUUCAAAAGGAAGAAAUGAAGAAGCUUCGGGAGAAGUAUCAAAAGAUUCUAGAUGACAUUAAGGAGUUUACUGAUCAGCAUGACGUCGAUGCACUAACUGUGCGCUUCAUAGAAACUCAAGAAGAAAACUUUGCUCAGUUUAACUGUUUGAACGACAUGUACAAUGAGAUUGACGAAAUGGAGAACCAGAUUAAUGAAAUUAACGAAGAGAUCGAGCGGCUGAAAGAAGAGAAGGAGACGCAGAAGGAAGAGCAGAUCCAGGAGCUGGCGAAGGUGCAGGAGGAGCUGGAGGCGAAGAGGGCGGAGCGCGAGGCGGCCGAGGACCGGCUGCAGGACCGCGACGUCUCGCUGGAGGCGCUCUUCCGCGGCAUCGAGGACCUCUUCAACGCGGCCGGCUGCGACAAGACGCCCACCGUCACACACCUCGGUGAAAACGAGCACGUGACUCAGCACAACGUGAUGAUGUUCCUGAACCUCAUAGAGCUUCGCACCGACGAACUACUGAACCAGGUAUUCUACGCCGAGAAGAGCAAACCGUGGAAGUUGGUUCCGUGCCAGCUUCCAAUCAUCAAGAUCAGGACGCCCAAAAAGCCCAAGGUCAGCCAGGGCGACAAAGGAGCUGUGGACCAGCCCCACAUCUGCAAUUGUGGGCUCGGUGUCGGGGCGGCGCGGCGUGACAGAAGAGCUCCGCCACGCUCCUCGCCGAGUGGACAAGGCGUGCGGCGCCGCGCAGAACGCGCCGUCAUCACAGGCCGGACAGGGAGCAUACAGCGGCACACGCGGCUGCACCGUUACUGCAGCCAGCUCCGCGUUCUCCAGAAACGCCGCAUCAUCCCGCACGCCGUCAGCAGGUACAGGCAACACGAGAAACACGACGAAACAGUUGUUACCUUUCAGCUCGAUAACUCUUACAGGUUCCCACUUACUAAGGUAAAGACGACGGUCAAGCUUCCUGGCAUGUGA